AUGGCAAAUAUAAUACUUCUAUUCCUAGAUUCUCUAUCCAAGAGGUUUUUUUUUGACAAACGCCUAAUUUUAAUCAAGAAGGGUAAUGAUGAAAAUUCAAAGUCUCAGGCUAUCCGCGAUAUGGUGAUUAAGUCAUUAAUGAGUAGUCAUAAGAAUGUUUUAAAGCUCAUAGGUUGUUGUCUAGACUUCGACAUUCUUGUUUCAGUGUAUGAACAUGCAGUAGGCGUAAGUAUGGAAUUACUUUCCAAACGUUUGUACGAAAGUGAAGGUGGCAUGGCAGAGAAUGGAGAGUCAUCAUCAUUGACGUGGAAAAGUAGGCUAAAGAUUGCAAAUGACAUCGCGGAUGUUGUUAUUUACAUGCACACUGUAUUUUCAGCACCCGUCCUCUUUAGGGACCUAAAACUAAGUAAUAUUAUCAUAGAUCAAUCUCGUGUUGCUAAAUUAUUGGAUUUCUUCUUAUCUAUAUUAAUUCCUCCGAGAGAAACACAGGUUGAAGACAAGGUAUUUGGGACAUGGAAAUUUAUAGAUCUGAGUACAUGUUACCGGGCUUUCUCACUGAGAAGUCCGAUGUUUAUAAUUUUGGUGUGAUUCUUCUUGAACUUCUGGAAGGAAAAAGAUCCAUCUCGUCCCGUGACAUAAAUCAGCAAUCCUUACGAGUAUGGGUGAAAGACUCUGUAGAAAAGGAUCAGUUCAAUGAAUUUGUGGAUUCAAGAAUUCUGAAAGAAAGAGGAGGAAUUGUGCAAGAACAACAAUUACAAGCUCUACUAGCACGUGCCAUGAGAUGCAUCCAAGAAAACAAAGAAGAUAGACCAAAAAUGCACGACAUCACAAAAGAACUCAGACGAAUGCUCAAGUCUGAUUACCUCUCCUCCUCAACUCAACCAUAAUAAUCCUCCAUUUCUAAGAAGAUGACGACUACAACGACUAUAUGCUUCAUGCAUAGUCACCAAUGCAUACAAUUAUGUAUUACAUAUUAUAUAUGCUACUACCCAUCUCUCUGAUUGUUAUAUAUUGUUAAACCAUUCUGUUUGGCUCUCCAUUGUUUGUGAGGUAGAAAACUUUUGCUCUACAGAUAAUUAUUCAGUGUAUAUAUAUAUAUAUAUAGCAACAAUUUUAAUGUUAGAAAUCUUAUGUGGUGUGUUCUGAUUAAGGGUGGGCGCUGGUGGGCGCGGAUCGGUUACGGCCACGGAACCUCCAAUCGUCAUCCGUCCGCUAGAUUAACGGAUUGGAGAAAAUCAAUCCGCAUUCGUUCGCCAAUCCGGUGGAUGUGGAUUGAACGGAUUGGCAGUUGGAUGCGAAUCAGUUUAGCGGUUUAAAAUUUUAUAAAUUUUCAAUAUAAUUUAACUUGUGUACUU
Camellia sinensis is the source of this 1355-nucleotide messenger RNA. NCBI's taxonomy places the organism in Eukaryota, Viridiplantae, Streptophyta, Magnoliopsida, Ericales, Theaceae. The record is from RefSeq and is a predicted model, not a curated record.